Asparagus officinalis (garden asparagus) is the source of this 1886-nucleotide messenger RNA. Its product is annotated as tRNA pseudouridine(38/39) synthase. Lineage: Eukaryota; Viridiplantae; Streptophyta; Magnoliopsida; Asparagales; Asparagaceae. The record is from RefSeq and is a predicted model, not a curated record. Gene Ontology annotation, cellular component: nucleus; cytoplasm. The transcript is spliced from 17 exons. Gene Ontology annotation, molecular function: pseudouridine synthase activity; RNA binding. The coding region runs from base 93 to 1505 and encodes 470 amino acids. Gene Ontology annotation, biological process: mRNA pseudouridine synthesis; tRNA pseudouridine synthesis.
CCUGGGUCGGGUUGGAGGAAACCCCUACUGAGAAAGCAAGAAAGCACAUUGUUAACCGAAAACUCGAUUGUUGGAGGUUCACCGGCGGUCCGAUGACGAAUCUCGACCGUCCGAUGGAAGAAACUGACGACCUAGAUCCCCGCGCUCGAGUCGCCUCUCUUUGUCGUAGAAUCCAGGAAUUAGAGCGGGAGAAUGAGAGAUUGCGUUCCCAAUUGUCAAUCUGCAGCUGCUCCAAGGAAAAAGAUGCAAGAUCUUGUACUAGUGAGUUUGUAGGUGUUAAUGGCACUUCAAAGGGAGGAUCUCAAGGCAAUGCAUUUCUUGAAACUACAGAACUUGCUAAGAGCUUUCCUCCAGAUAUUCCUUUGACAUCCCCUAGUGCUCUUGCUGAGGAACCAUUCGAUUAUUUACAUUUGGAAAAGUCUGCCAAAUUUUCAAAGCUUCGCCUGAAGGAUCAACCAGGUUGCCAACCAAGUACCAUGCAAGUUUGUGCGAAGAGAUAUGUUGCUCUAAAGGUUAUGUAUUUUGGCAAGAGGUUUUAUGGCUUUGCUUCAGAGGCACAAAUGGAUCCAACUAUUGAGUCUGAGGUUUUCAAAGCACUUGAAAGGACAAAGCUUUUGGUUGGUAGUAGAACAGAAUCAAAGUAUUCAAGAUGUGGCAGGACUGACAAGGGAGUCUCUUCUAGCGGCCAAGUCCUUUCUCUAUAUUUGCGAUCAAACCUGAAGGACGCUGAAGGCAACAUCAAAAAGCAGGAAAUUGAUUAUGUAAAGGUGCUGAACAGAGUCCUCCCAUCAGAUAUUCGAGUAGUAGGCUGGUGCCCGGUUUCCACUGAUUUCAGUGCAAGAUUUAGCUGCUUGAGCAGGGAAUAUAGGUAUCUUUUCUGGAGAGGAGCUUUGGAUAUAGCGGCAAUGCGGAAAGCUGCUGAAAAGCUCAUUGGGGAGCAUGACUUCAGAAAUUUCUGUAAGAUGGAUGCAGCAAAUGUGAAAAACUAUAAAAGGAAGAUAACAAAAUUUGAUAUUUCUCCUUGCAACCAAAGAUUUGAUGUUGACGAACUAUGGGCAAUCACAGUUAAGGGUAGUGCUUUUCUGUGGCAUCAAGUCCGUUGCAUGGUUUCAGUGCUAUUUAUGAUUGGUCAAGGCCUUGAAUCUCCUGAUGUAGUUGAUGUGCUACUGGAUAUUGAAAUGACUCCAAGAAAACCUCAAUACACCAUGGCAACCGAACUCCCAUUGAUUCUACAGUUUUGCGAAUUUAAAGAUGUCAACUUUAUUUGCUCCUCAGAGUCCAGACGAGCUUUGCACGAGCACUUGACCAAUGAAUUACGAACAUAUAUGCUGCAAGCUGCUAUUUAUCAUGAGACAUUGAGUUGUUUGUCCACUCCCGCAGAAGAAGGUCCAUCCGAACCUGGGAAGAAGAAGCGGGGUCAUGUUCCUCUCAUUCUACGGCCAACUGAACCAUCAUUUGAUGAAAGGCGUGCCAAACUGGAUAUGAGAACUAUCUAUGACAGCUAAUAACUUGUCCUUAGAAAGUUCUGGUGAAGAAGCUGAUGGAGCUUUUAGAAAUUUUAAUGUGUGCUGAUAGUUGGAGCAAAGAGAGACCUCGCAGUACGAAGCUAAGCUCGGAUCUGUUAUUUGCACUUCUGGCACAGGCUGAAUUCGGAAACAUAGUAUUAUCAUGUUUCCUCCAAUAUUUGUGCUUGUAUUAUUUUUUCAAAAAAAAAAAAGUCCUUUUUAAUUAUCAUAUUCUUCUAAGUUUUCAUAGACAACUGUAGUUUUGUGUUUCCACUUUCGACAAUGAGAUACAUCAGUGAACAAGGCAGCCAUGAAGAGGAUUUCAAGUCUUGUUUUUGCAUUAGAGGUUAAUGCAGUUUCCUUGCAAUUUUUCUGCUUCAA